Molecule: messenger RNA, 1467 nt
Organism: Cylindrotheca closterium
Lineage: Eukaryota; Bacillariophyta; Bacillariophyceae; Bacillariales; Bacillariaceae
Source: the annotation of a GenBank genome assembly
AUGUCCGACGAUGACGAUGAUCUCUUUGCCGAUAGUGGAGGCGAUACGGAUGAUCUCAUUGCCGAGAGCAAGAAAGAUGCCAAACCCAUUGCCAAGAAAAAGAAAUUGAUCAAGAAAAAGAAGAAGGCAGUUCCCAAGAAACGAAAGCGUUCCGAUAUUCCUGACGCCGACAAGGACAGCGACGACGAAGGCCCCGGUUUGUUUGAUUCGGACGACGAGGAUGACGAACCCAAAAAGCCCAUGUCCAAACGUGAGCGUAUGGAUGCCUUGCGAGCCAAGAAGCGACAAGAAACCGCUGGACCCUCUGGAAGCGGCAAAAAGGAUGGUUACGAUUCGGAAAACAGUUACGACUCGGCCGAAUUCGUUCGGAAUCAAGAGGACAAUGACUUUAUUGAUACCGAAGGUGACGAUCAAGAUGCUAUCAAUGAGCUCUAUUCCGAACAAAUCUUUGAUGACGAGAGAGGAGAAGCCAUGGAAGAGCCUUCCAAAAAGAAAAAGAUCAAGGGAGCUGGUUCCUCCUCCAGACGAUCGGAAGACCGUUUGGGAAACGCGGAAGCCGACAAGGACAAUCCAGUUAUGCAAGCUGUCAACAGGAUGAAGAAAAAGAAGAGAGCCACCAAGCAUUUUUCGCAACUUGUGGAAGAAGAUGCCAAGCCUCUUUUGGAAAAGAUGGAACAAGCUGCUGAUGAUGACGACGAAGCGAUUGCGCAGAAGCGACCAGCAACUAAGAAACUUAUGCUUAUCAACGAAGUGAGUGAAAAGUUGGCCAAUCGUGAAUUGAUGCGCCCUUUGUUGGAGCAUGACUUGCUGUCCAUUUGCAAGAGAUGGAUCCAGCCUUUGCCCAAUGGCAAAUUGGGAAACGUGACGGUCCGUCAACGCUUGCUCUACUCGAUCAGCCUCAUGACUGGUGAGAAUGGAAUCAGCAAGGACGAUCUUAGACAAUCUGAAUUCGGAAAGGUUGUCAUGAGCCUCUACAUGCACAAGAAUGAAACUCCAGCCAUGAAGCGUCAACUGAAACUAUUGAUCGACCAAUGGAGUCGACCAAUCUUCCAGAAGUCAGGCAACAUGAGAGAUCUAGAGCGAGUUCAUCAAAGCCGUGGUGCGACCGGUAUCGCCGGUGUUUCAAGAUUGAACCAAGCAGGAAAAGCCAAACACAACGAAUCCUUGAACGUGGUAUCGUCCUCCCGCGGAGGCAAAGACCAAGAUCUCAACUCUUUGAUCAACUCUGGAUCGCUUGGAAAGACUCAGUCUGGAAUCAACCGAGUGCGUAUCCCAUUCAGCAAAGGAUUCGCCUAUUCUGCAAGGCCCAUGAAUAAAACUGAUGUCGCAGUGGAUAAGAGACGACAGGGAAAUGGCCCAGAGUCAAGACAAGCGCUAUCCAAGAGAAUACUCGAGAAGAAACGUCCAAAGGCCAAGAAUCAACGCAGUGCCAACAUUAGUAUUGAAGGUAGAUCAACGAAACCAUGA